Eublepharis macularius is the source of this 2096-nucleotide messenger RNA. It is a transcript of the gene DUS2, whose product is annotated as dihydrouridine synthase 2. Bases 100 to 1566 code for a protein of 488 amino acids. Gene Ontology annotation, biological process: tRNA dihydrouridine synthesis. NCBI's taxonomy places the organism in Eukaryota, Metazoa, Chordata, Lepidosauria, Squamata, Eublepharidae. Gene Ontology annotation, cellular component: cytoplasm. The transcript is spliced from 16 exons. Gene Ontology annotation, molecular function: tRNA dihydrouridine synthase activity; tRNA binding; flavin adenine dinucleotide binding. The record is from RefSeq and is a predicted model, not a curated record.
GGGCGCUGGAGCGGGGCCGGCCGGCUGGCAAGAGGAGGAGCUGUGUGGAGGGUGAGUCGAGGCGAGGCUGAAUUCUCCUCAGAUAAUUGCAAAGACGCCAUGACGGUAAACAGUGCAUCACUCUGUUUCAGAAACAAGACCAUCUUGGCUCCUAUGGUGCGAGUCGGUACUCUCCCGAUGCGACUGCUGGCUUUGGAUUAUGGUGCUGAUAUUGUAUACUGUGAGGAGCUGAUUGACCUAAAGAUGCUUCAGUGCAAGAGAGUUGUAAACGAGGUGCUUGGAACAGUAGACUUUGUGGCUCCCAAUGACAGAGUCGUGUUCAGGACCUGCGCAAAGGAAAAAGACUCUGUCGUCUUUCAAAUGGGGACUGCAGACGCUGAGAGAGCCCUGACGGUAGCCCAGCUUGUAGAGAAUGACGUGGCCGCCAUUGAUGUUAACAUGGGAUGCCCUAAAGAAUAUUCCACUAAGGCAGGUAUGGGAGCAGCACUCCUGUCUGAUCCUGACAAAAUAGAAUCUAUUCUCAGCACCCUCGUCAAAGGAAUCUGUAAGCCAGUGACCUGCAAAAUCCGGAUCUUGCCAUCAAAAGAAGAAACAAUAAGUUUAGCGAAGACGAUAGAAAAAACUGGAGUUGCCGCCAUUGCCGUUCACGGAAGGAAGAAAGAAGAGAGGCCUCAGCAUCCCGUCCACUGCGACGUGAUCAAAGCGAUCUCAGAAGCCGUCUCUGUUCCCGUAAUAGCCAAUGGAGGCUCCCAUGACUUCAUUAAAGAAUAUUCUGACCUGGAGGCCUUCCAGCAAGCGACGGCGGCAUCCUCUGUGAUGGUGGCUCGCGCGGCCAUGUGGAACCCCUCCAUCUUCCGGAAAGAAGGACCCCAGCCCCUGAACAACGUCAUACAAGAAUACAUCAAAUACGCAGUGCGGUAUGAUAAUCACUACACCAACACGAAGUACUGUUUGUGUCAGAUGUUAAGGGAGCAACUAGAAAAUGCACAAGGGAAGAAGCUGCAUGCGGCACAGUCCUUGGAGGAAAUCUGCGAAAUCUUUGAAAUGGGCAGUUUUUACAAAGAAACUUCAGCACUCUUAGAGGCCAGAAAGGCUUCAUUAGAAACAAAGGACCAAGGCGAAGAUGACCAGCUGGAAGACGUGGAUGUCAUAACGAUGGCGGUUAAAUUUGACAAGCGAGAAUACCCCCUGCAGAUUACACCCAAAAUGUGUCUCUUGGAAUGGUGCAGGAAAGAAAAACACCCCCAGCCUGUGUAUGAAACCAUUGAAAGACCGGGGGAUAGACUCUUCCGUUCUGUCGUCACAGUCGCUGAACAAAAGUACAGAUCAAGUUUCUGGGAGAAGUCGAAGAAGCUGGCAGAACAAGCUGCUGCUAUUGCCUGUUUAAGGACCCUUGGCGUGCCAGAGGGGAAGCGGAGCGAGGAAGCCAGUCCUCUUGUCAACAAACGCAAGAGGCACGAUCAAGAACUUUUGCACAAUGGAGAACACAGAGAAGAGCUACUUGCAGAGGCUGCCUGUAAGAAACCUCAUUUUAUUCCUCGGGCUUCGGACUCCAGUGUUUCCUAGGUGCCAUUACAGCAUAAAAGUGGACAUUGCCCACCUCUGCAGCCAUGGAUUCCCCUCUCCCCAUCCCUUUAAGAGUCUUCUCCAUAUUUUGCCUGGACGCUGUUGAUCAGAUCAAUCUGGAUUUCGAAACCCAUCACAUACAAUACUGUUUGCGUCCUACCGCUUGCUUCUGGUGCCUUUGAAGGACAAAUGAGCUGCUUGCAGUUUUGCGGGGAAUAAGAUUAGUUCAAUAGUAAAAUUCUCUUUAGGGCAAAUGUAUUUGAAGAAGGGUUUGGAGGAGCGUGGACAAUUUUGCAAGUUUGUUUAACAUCCAUGAUUCGGUUGCUGUCUGGCAAUAAUACAAAUACAAAUUUGUGGCCAAAGAAGUGUGCGACGGGGUGGAACUUUGGUUGCUGUACCUGGCUUUCCCCCUUUAAUUUUACAGAAUGUAUGUUUUUAAAAUGAUAUGACUAUUUGAAUCUCCAUUGAUAACAUUCACCUUUUCAUUGUGGUCAUUCUUCUAUGACUAACAGUAAAAAUACUACAUCUUG